This is a messenger RNA of Colius striatus (speckled mousebird), 11191 nucleotides long. RefSeq names its product calmin (gene CLMN). The record is from RefSeq and is a predicted model, not a curated record. Gene Ontology annotation, biological process: nuclear migration. The transcript has 13 exons. Gene Ontology annotation, cellular component: nuclear outer membrane; meiotic nuclear membrane microtubule tethering complex; cytoplasm. Lineage: Eukaryota; Metazoa; Chordata; Aves; Coliiformes; Coliidae. The coding region runs from base 67 to 2724 and encodes 885 amino acids. Gene Ontology annotation, molecular function: actin filament binding.
CGGUGGCGGUGCCGCCGGCUCCCGCGGCCCCCACCCCGCUUCCCCUCGCCCCGGCCCUGCGUCCUCAUGGCCGGGCAGGAGUGGGACUGGUUCCAGCGUGAGGAGCUGAUCGGGCACAUCAGCGACAUCCGAGUGCAGAACCUCCAAGUGGAACGAGAAAAUGUACAGAAGAGGACCUUUACCAGAUGGAUAAACCUACAUUUGGGAAAGUGCAAGCCUCCUCUGAAAGUGAAGGACUUGUUUAUUGAUAUACGAGAUGGCAAAAUCUUGAUGGCGCUACUGGAAGUCCUGUCAGGACAGAAACUGAUGCACGAGUACAAGUCUUCAACACAUCGCAUUUUUCGUUUGAACAACAUAGCCAAAGCACUGAAAUUCUUGGAGGACAGUAACGUAAAGCUGGUUAGCAUUGAUGCAGCAGAAAUAGCAGAUGGAAAUUCCUCUCUGGUACUUGGACUAAUAUGGAAUAUAAUCUUGUUUUUUCAGAUUAAGGAGCUGACAGGCAACCUGAACAGGAACUCCUCCUCCUCCAGCCUGUCCUCUGGACCCAGUGGUCCAGAGUCAGACACAUCUUACCCCAGCACUCCCAGCGUGGAGAGAAACAUGUCCAUUACAGUGAGGGAUCAGCGGAAAGCCAUCAGAGCCCUUUUAGUUUGGGUUCAGAGGAAAACCAGAAAGUACGGCGUUGCAGUUCAGGACUUUGCCAGCAGUUGGAGGAGUGGCCUUGCUUUUCUAGCUAUCAUAAAAGCAAUAGACUCUACUUUGGUAGACAUGAAGCAUGCACUGGAGAAAUCGUCUCGAGAAAACCUGGAGGAUGCUUUCAGCAUAGCACAAAAUAAACUGUCUGUUCCUCGGCUCCUAGAACCAGAAGAUCUGAUGGUGGAAUCACCCGAUGAACAGUCGAUUGUGACGUACGUGGCACAGUUUCUGGAACAUUUCCCAGAGCUGGAAGGGGAAGAUUUUACAGAUCCUGACAAAGAGCUUCCAAUUGAGUCCACAUAUGUUCACAUCAAGGACACACCUUCAGAAAAGGAAGGCAAAAUCUUGAUUUUAAGUGAGAGUGAAGAAAACAUGUAUACUGUUAACCAUGAAAGGAGUCAUCCUGCUCCUCCAAAGGUUCAUAUUCAUGACAUCCCUGAGAGAAUCCCAUCAGAAAACAUUCCUGAAAAAUGCAACGGGAAGUCAAGUGAAGUGUUAGGUGAUCCACUGGAAAUGUGUGAAGAGGAGCCUCAGAGGCCUACCUCACUGAAAAUUACAGGCUCUGUUAGUUUUGAAUCCAAUUCCCCUUGGGAGGUUCUAAGUGAUAAAUUCAUGCCAGGUGAAGGGAGCAUAUCUGACGAUUCACUGAAACAGAGCAAUGACCUUUCUCCAGCUGUUCUGACAGAACAGAAAAAUUCUGCUGACUCUUUUGAAGACUACUCUGAAGAAUUAACUAAAGAAACCUCUACUGAAUAUGACAAUGAAACUAAAAGCCUUUCAGCCAAUACUUCUUCUUUGAGUCCAUUAUCAUGGACUUCAGGUAUACUUACAGAUGAAUCUAUAAAUAAAGUAGAAGAGAGCAAAGCCCAGACUUCUAUUCUUUUACCAGAAGAUACCUCAAAACAAGAAGAAACACACAAGUACGUUCUUAAUCUUCUAAAUGAGGAAGUACUGAAACUUCCACAAAAUGAACAUACAAAGCAAUCACCUGUCUUUGAGACAAGAGAAACUAAUCAUUGUUCAAUUAAUGGUUCUGAUCUCAAAAGUGAAGAACUAUCUACACAGCACGAAACAUCUGAUGACUCUCUCUCAGAUGUACCUAAAAAUCCAGAGGACCUGGACAGCUUUGAUGAAAUUGAGUCUUCAGCUGAAGUGCUACCUAGUUCUUCGAAAGUAUCUGUAAUACCCCACAAUCUCUUUUAUUAUCCACAUUAUAAUGUUCCCAUAUCAGCAGUUUUGAAUGCUUAUCUUGAGCCUUGUAUUGAAGGUUAUGAUACUGGAACUGGCAAAGCUUCUGAAACAGUAGCAGAUGUUUCACAUGAGAAGGCCUUACCAGAACAGAACUACAUGGAAGAUGCUCCACAGCCAGAAGUGGGGAAUAAUCUAAGUGUCCUUCCAUCAGAAGUAGCUACUGAAAAUGGGGAGGAAGAAGUAACAGAUACUAAUAGUGAAAUGAAUUCUGCUGAUGAAAAAGAAAUGCCAUUACAAGUAGAAGAGUUUGAAACUGAAAAAGAUGGCGAAAAAGCCAUCAACCAUCAGGAUUCCACUAUUUUGCAACAUCUUGAGCAGACCAUUGUAGAACACCUCGAUGAUUUAUCAAUAGCCAUAAAGACACCAGAAAAAGAUAGCAACAAGGAGGAAGAGGUGAAAAAUGUGUUGAAAGAAGAAGACUUGCCGAUCUUAGAAGUUGCCACAGCUGAUUUGUCACAAGAUAAACUGGAAGAAAUUGCUGAUUGUCAGGAAUUUACCAGAACUAGUGGCAGUGAUUCCAGCAUUUAUCUCCGAAAAAGAUCUCCUAAUACUUCUGAGGAGGAAACCUAUGGUGUAAACGAGCAGAAGACCACAGAUAUGGAUGAAAAUCCUUUGACCAACAGGAAGAAAACAGACUUUGAAGCAAGUGAGACUCCAGCGCCAACUCAUGAGAUUAUGACUGUUGAGCAGCCAGAGCUAUUCUACUUCAUCAUUUUCUUCUGGGUGCUGGUCUACUGCCUUUUACUCCUUCCACAGCUUCUUAGCAACAAAGUUUGAUCUCUGUGAGGUGUGGGAAAAUAGAGUGGCUGGAUUGCUUUGUGUAGCUGCAUAUGAGUAUGUUCCUUCAGGUGAAGCACAAACAGAAACGUAGGACCUGGUAUUUGUGUUUAUUAUCAGGUUGUGUUUAUUAUCAGGUUCCUCUACUGUUGUGCUAUGGCAGUGUCUAAGCACAUUUUAUAUUAUGAUAACUGUAUAAAUAUAUAUAAAAAUGACCUGAUUUAGUAGACGCGAUUUUGUACAUUUGUGCCUUGCUUUAUAAGAUGCUAGAAAUAUGAACAAUUCAGAGCUCUACUCUUCAAAAAUGAUUCUUCUGGCUUCAUUUCCUUAUGUAGGGUCUGACAGCUGUGGAAGAGGGGUGAUGUUGACUUGCCCAUGAAUCUGGCCCACCUGCAAGGGCAAGGCUAGAAAUGCUUUUUCAUAAUUUUAUGGAAUUCUUUGAGGGAGCUUGAGGCAGAGCAGAGCUUCAGGUGGUGGAACAUGCUGACCCCAGGAAUUGAUUGCAAUUCCAAUGGCAGUGCAGUGGAGCACAAAAGCAGGUUGAGGGUUUAUUUAGGUAGGGAAGUUUGAUUUUUAGGAUUUUAAGUUAAUUUUUAUCCUGCACCUUAUUUUAUGUUUAAUUCACAAGAAUAAAUCAGGUGUGGAGAAGUGUCAAGAACAUACAUGCCAGCUGCUGCUUAGGAGGCAUUGUAGGGGAAACAUAGCCCAGAAACUUCUGUAUGGAAUACCUGAAGAAAAACACAUUUUGUAUAUUACUUCUAGUGGACAUCUUUGAAAAGAUAGUCAAGAAGCUUAAUCAGGAACAUAUACCAUGGUUUCAUUUCUGUUUUGUUUUUAAAAGUACCUCACUGCUUCUGAGGCUGCUUCUGCUUCCUUCAUUUCUGCUGCUUUUACUUGCAAGACCAUGCAAAGAUUUCUCCUUUUUUGACGAUACAAAGAAUGAUACUAACCUAAUUUGCUCAGGCUACUCUUAAGGCACAAGUGCUUGGUAAAAGGAUCAGAAAUAUCCUUUAACUGCCAAAAUCAAUAGAGAAAGAACUACAGGUGUAAAACUAAAUACAGAGAAAUGUUGACAGCCAGUGUUGGCUUCCUUGGGCAACUGAAGAGACUCCUGUGGCCUGUCUACAGACACAGUUGAGCUGCUUCUGCAUCUUGUAAUUUUUGUCCACAUCAGUGAUCACUUUAGGAUAUUUGACUUAGGAUUUUUUGCCAGAGAAGGGGUACCUAUGCAUUGCAAGACAAAAGGGAAGUCUUCAUGUUCAAUUUAAUUGCAGUAACUUUUUUCUGUGCAACUUCUAGCAAAGUCACUAUUUUUCAUUAGCACAUUUUUAGUUUCAUACUAUGCUUUAUGUUGCUGCUUCCAUCUUCAACUUCAUUAGGUUGAGUGCAAUGGGCUUCAUAAAUUGGGAGGUUACGUAAUUCACAUUAAGUGAAGGGUAGAGCAUGUGGCUCUAAUUUUUACAUAUUUUGUUUUAGCAUAAGGUGUAGCUCUGCCCUGACUUAGUUUUCAGCAGAACUAAUAGUACCUGAUAUCAGGAGACAUCAGCAUGUAUAGCAAUUUAUUUGCAAGUAUUUGAAACCUGUCUGUAGUCAUGUUAUCUGCUCGGGUAAUCUUCAACUGUCCAUCACACUUCGUUCUUCUUUAUAAGCUUUUUGUUUCCCUGGGAUUUUUCUCCCAAGCCGCAGUUGGAAUUCAGUAGCAGCAGCACACAGCAGGAUAUCUGAAACAUCAAAGAUAAAAUUCUGAGCCUCUUUCAGUUAACAGAAAGCUGAAAUCUUCCUUAUUCUGUCUUGUCACUGUGGACUACAUCUGGAUUCACCCCAUGAACCUAAAAUAAGUUCCUUUGUGCUUGAUGAAGGACAAUUCCCAACUUCAGAACUUAAAUUUUUGUAAAGCAACACAAUUUUAAAAAUAGUCAUUCAUCUGAUGAAAACAUUUUUACAUUUUGAGUCAUCUAUUUUUGUGAUGCAUGAACCUGUUUGUGCUUAUUGAUGAGACAGUGAUGCUUUCUUCCUGUAUUAGAAUUAUUCCAGAUGCUUUCUUAAAAUACAGCUUUACAAGGCUAAUGCUUUGUUUUGGACAGCCUAAAACUUAAUACAAGAAACUUUAUAUCCUUAACUUGAAAACUGGUGAAUACCGUGCUGGGGAAUGGUAGCUAUUUAAUAGCAGCAAGUGGCAAUGUACAUUAGGCUGGAGUAAAAGUGUUGACAGUUCUUCAUUAUGUGCCAUUCUUCAUAGACUCCUUUGGCUUAUGACAUCUUUUUCUGAGCCUUUGUAUCUUACUAUCUGUUUCUUCCAUGUUUCUUAGCAUUCAGCAGAGAUUAUCUGGAGUUGGAUUACAGUCCCUUCAUAGAACUUUACAGCUAUCGAAGGUCAAUCAAGUAAAGUAAGCUGCCUUCUGUCUUCUCUGAAUCACAGAAUCCUAAGGGCUGGAAGGGACCUUUACAGAUCAUUUAGUCCAACCUCCCUGCCAGAGCAGGACCACUUAGAGUAGGUCACACAGGAACUCAUCCAGGUGGGUUUUGAGUGUCUCCAGAGGAGACUCAACGACUCGUCUGGGCAGCGUGUUACAGUGGUCCCUCACCGUCACACUGAAGAAAACCUUCCACGUGUUUCUUUGGAAUGUCUUAUGUUCCAGCUUAUACUCAUUGCCCCUUGUCCUGUCAUUGGACAUCACCGAGACGAUCCUGGCUCCAUCCUCCUGACACCCACCCUUUACUUAUUUGUAAACAUUAUAGAGGUCACCCCUUUGCUGCCAGGAUGCUGUGGGAGAUGGUGUCAAAUGCUUUACUGAAAUCAAGAUAAACCACAUCCACUGUGCUACCAUCAUCUAUCCACCUGGUUACAUCUUCAUAAAAGGCUCUCAGGUUGGUCAAACAUGACGUCCCUUUGGUAAAACCAUGUUGACUGCUCCCAAUGACCCUCUUGUCCUUUAAAUGCCUGGAGACAGUACCCAGGAUAAGUUGUUCCAUCAUCUUUCUAGGGACGGAGGUGAGGCUGACCAGUCUGUAGUUACCUGGCUCCUCCUUCUUUUCCCUUUUGAAGGCCGGAGUGACAUUUGCUCUCCUCCAGUCCUCAGACACCUCUCCUGUUCUCCAUGACUUACUGAAGAUGAUGGAGAGUGGUUUAGCAGUGACUUCUGUCAGCUCCCUCAGCACCUGUGGGUGCCUCCCAUGGGGCCCAUGGAUUUAUGGACAUCCAGACUGUUCAACCCAGUCCUCAUCAGCCACACAAAACUCCUCCUUUAACCUGACUUCCUCUGGAGUCUAGGGCUCCUGAGGAUAGUCUCCAGCAGUAUACACAGAGGCAAAGAAGGCAUUCAGUAACUCUGCCUUCUCUGUAUCCUCUGUCACCAGGGCACCUGCCUCAUUCAGCAGUGGGCCUGCAUUGCCUCCAGUGUUAGUUUUGUCCACAAUGUAUUUGAAGAAGCCCUUUUCGUUGUCCUUGACCUCCCAUGCAAGGCUCAACUCUAAUGAGGCUUUAACUUUCCUAGCUGCCUCCCUACAUCCUUUGAUGACAGUCUCAUAUUCAUCUCAAGUGGCCAUCCCUUCCUUCCAUGAUCUGUAAACUCUCUUUUUCCACUUGAGUUUGCCCAACAGUUCCCUGUUUAACCAUGCGGGUCUCCUGGCUCCCUUUGAUGUCCUACCUGCUGGGAUGCUCUGACUGUGAGCUUGGAAAAAAACUGAAUAUAGACCAACUAUCUUGAGCCCUUUUACCUUCUAGUACCCUGUCCCACGACGUGUCCCCUAUCAAUUGCUUGAAAAGGCCAAGGUUGGCUCUGCUGAAGUCCAAGGUUGUGAUCCUGCUUGGUAUUCUGUUCCUACUGCACAAGAUCCUGAACUCCACCGUCUCAUGGUGGCUGCAGCCAAGGCUGCCCUCAACCUUCACCACUUCAACUAGACCCUGCUUGUUUGUGAGUACAAGAUCCAGUAGUGCUCCUCUCCUAGUUGGUACAUCCACCAUUUGCAUCAAGAAGCUACCAUUGAUGCACUGAAGGAACCUCCUGGACUGUAAGUGGAAGCCAUGUAGGCCUUCCAGCAAAUGUCUGGGUAGUUAAAAACUCCCAUGAGAACCAGGGCCUGUGAUUUUGAGGCUGCUCCCAGCUGCCUGUAGAAGGCCUCAUCAACCUUCCCAUUCUCAUCAGGUGGCCUGUAACAGACACCCACAACAGUGUCAACACAUGCUAGCCUGCUCCCUUAAUUCUAAACCACAAACUCUCAACUUGCCCUUCAUCCUUGCCUGGGCAGAAUUCAGUACAUUCCAGUUGCUCUCUCACAUAAAGAGCAACUCCACUACCUCACCCUGUUGGCCUGUCUCUCCUAAAAAUGACACAGCCAUCCAUGACCACAUUCCAGUCAUGUGAGCUGUCCCACCAUGUCUGCAAUAGCCACCAGAUCACAGCCCCUUGCCCAUACACAGAGUUCCAACUCCUCCUGUUUAUCCCCCAUGGUAUGUCCAUUGAUGUACAGGCAUUUCAAGAAGGAAGCCGAUCACGUAGGAUUCACCCCUGGCACUGGCUUGCCACCCUUAGCCUCAACUCUAACAGGCCUGGUUUUAUCUCCUCCUCCCUUUAAAAUUAGUUCAAAGCCCUUUCUAUGAGCCCUACUAACUCAUUCACAAGGAUCCUUCUCCCCCUUUGAGACAAAUGAACUCCAUCCGUCACCAGACCUGGCAUAAUGAAAAUUUCACCAUGGUCAAAAACCUCAAAGUUGUGUUGGGGGCACCAGUCUCUUCUCUCCUUCCUCCUAAGAAAAUUAAUCAGAACAAGGUCUUUGGAUGUCUCCUCUAAACAACUGAUGCCUGUACAGAAUGGAAAAGUGAACAGGAAGGCACUGAUGGUGACAACUUCAUCACACAGUGUUCAGUGGUUUCUGCCAUGAGGGAGAAAAAAAAGCAUUUUCUUUCUUGCCUCCCACUGAUGAACAGUGACUGAAACAGUGAAAUGGGCAGUUUAAAUGUCAAACAGCAUCCAGCAAUUUUGAUCAUUUUGCUUUCCAGCCUAUCCCAUUAAGAGUUGGAGAUUGUUUCUUCCAUGCAAAAUAGAUGAAAAAAGCACAUUAGUCCAUGAUACUUGGUAUUGCCUUCCAUAUUUGGGUUUGAUUAAUUGUGGUUUUGCUGUAACAGCAGCAGUCUGCCUUACUCAGUCUCUCCAUGAGUGAGAAGAUUCAGGAUAAAGAGUUAUAAGUGUUCAUGAAGAGAGACCAAACAAAGAGUUUUGAUGUUACUUGGAACUGCAAAAAAACUUGACACCUGCAUAAGCAGCAGCUGCCCUCAAUUAAAUUGCCUUGUAAGCCUGCAUCUUUCCUUCCACAGUACAAGAUCCAAUCCCUCAGUGCAAGUGCCCUCUUUUGAAAACAUUGCUUGUUGUUGGACUUCCUGUACUGUUCUGAGCUUAUAGUCUAAAAGCCUGACUGUGAAGUGUUCACUGUGGCAAAGCCCAUUUUAACUUGCUGGCUAAAGGACUGGCUUGAGGUAGCAAAGGUUUUAAAGGCUGGUGAGCAAUCUAUUGUCCAUCCGUUUUCCAACAGAUAUGUGCACUGUCCGAAUGAGGAAGCUUUUCAUGAAUUUUUGCCUGAAUUUUUUGAAAAGUGCUAAGCUUGCACUUUACCACAUUUGGUAUUUUGAUGUAGCAGCAGAAUUCAGAUACACAAAGGUACCGAUCUGUUAAGACUGUUUCUAAAACCUGUUGUUGAGCAAACGUGUGUGCAGCAGAGUAUUGUGAAGUGUCAGGAAGUGCUUGAGGAAAACUGGAUAAAGGGUGUUUGGUGUCCACAGAAGCACCAAUAAAGACUGGGAAACAACUAUGAUAGGAUGGUUCAAUGUCAGGGUAGUCACGUAACUUAACUGCAUAGUGUUUCAUUGUGAUUUUAUAGAAAGUGCAAGGAAAGAAAGACUAUUAAAGACGGAACCCCACUGAAUGUUUAUGUGGCAGAUGUCAAAGAGUUGAAGAAAUCGGUUAAACAGUCACAUAAUCUACAAGCUGAAUUGAAUAUAGCCUUUGCCAAAUUGUAGGAAAUGAUUGGUGCAAAGAUAGGGAAGCACAGAUUAGAGCAAAAAAAUGACAAUCAUUUUCCAAUGCCAUGAAUAUUUUUGAUAGAUUGAGCUCUAAAAUGUAUUUUUAUUGAGUUUCUAGAUUGUAAUGAAUGUGUCUACAGAAUUUUAUGCAAAGCUUGAGAGUUCAGCUGUUUUAAAAUGAUUUUUUUAUAUAGCAGUGAUUAUUUUCUCUAUAUAUUUAAUAGAACUGUAAAGCCAUUUUAAGAGUACCUAUAAAAUUCUAUGUAUGUGAUACGAUAAUUUAUUAAUUAUUGCUCAUGAGAAUGAACAAUAAGCUAUGCAUCAGUUGUGUCAUCCUUUUGAAAACUGGAAACUGCAACUAGAGGAGUUUGUAAUGAUCAGUAGACUUGAAAAACAUGGGAAAUGAUUGAAUACAAUUGUGUGAUUCUUCAACCUGCAUAGCAAUAUGUCAUUUUGUGAGGUUUCAGCUAAAGUUGCAAAAUAUACUGGGUGAUUAAGCUACUUUCUUCCAUUAAAACUUCCUGAGGCUGAAAUUUCUACCUGAUGAUAUUUGAUGUCUAAACACACUUAAAUCCUCUGCGUCUUUUGGAGACUGACAAUUUAAUCCAGCUCAAUAUGAGUGUGAACUUCUUUACCCAUAUAGUGCUCCACUGAGUUUACAGGAGUACCAUUCAAUUCCCAGAGGCUUUUUUAUUAGGGUUUUCUGCACCAAUCCCCUCAGAAGCAGAGCUUUAGAAGAUUUAAUUUGGCCAGCGUAUGUGGUACCAUAUUCAGCCAUCUAACAAGAUAGUAGUGAUAACAAUGCAUUAUCACUCAUGUUAGCUUUAAGUACUUGAUUCCCUUCUUGACAAGAUUGAACUUGAAUGCAUCCAGUGAUGUGUUCAGUUCCUUACUUCUGUGGAAGUCAAAGCAACACAUCUGUGUGCUAGGCACACACUACAGGAUCUGGCCCUGAGGGGACCUAUACUGAUGUUAAUUGCAUAGGCCAGGAACUAGCAGAAGCCUCUGCAUUGCCCUUAGUGGGAUCCCCUCAAAUCCAAUGUACACAAACAAUGCCCCAGACUUCAGUUAACACCACUGUAGGCAUAGCAUUUGUUUGCCUAAAUUCUGCAGGAUGAAUCCUCUCUUCCUCAUAGUUACCAUCUCCUUCCAUUUUUUUAUUUAAGAGAACAGCAGCGGGAAACAAAUGCCUAGAGGAUGAGGGUGAGGUUACAGGCUGGAACGUGGCCAUGAAGGUUCCCAAACCACUACAGCUGAAAGCCCCUCCCCUGACAGUGGGUUGCCCGCUGUUUUCCAUUGAGCUAAUAGGUAGUGGAUCUGAAUGGAGGUAACCCCCCAAGUUUUUAUAGCUUGCUUACUCUGCCCAUUGCUUGACACAACUCUGGUACUCACAAAGGAUGAAAAUUAACCAUUUUAUUUUCAAGGACUGUGCCCAUCUCAGAGUUAUCUUAACUUAAAUUGUGGAACAUCAAAAUAUCUCUUUCCUCCUCUAAAUGUGACCUGUGGAAAACUUCCUUCCACCUCAAUGGCACUUUUGAUGACUCCUUUCCAGGCAGCUGCUACUGCUGACAGUGGAAAACAAGAACUGUGUUAUUUACUCACCAUGAGGGAAAUGCCUUAAGGUUAUGUCUCUGGACUAUAAAAUUGGCCUCUGGGUCAUUAAUAUAGUUCUUUCUUCAUGAAGACAUUAGAAGGGGCAAUAAAAAUAAUUAACUUUACCAUGGUGAAAAAUACUGAAAUCUACCCUUCCAAGAAACGAUACAUCCUGGCCUUCACUACUGUGUUCAGGCCAGGUAAUAUUUUAUUCUCAAAGCAGUUUCAUUACUUUCACUGGGCCUUCCAGAAAUGUCUUUGAUUUGCAGAAUAGAUUUGCUCUGUGUCCAAAGACUAAUUCAUACAGGGAGGUCCUGAUCCACAGCCAUCACUGGACUGUAACAGACAAUCACCAUUGUUUAGUUAGAAAUGACUGUUCUGAUUUAAAUCACAUAACUUUCAAAUUACACGCUGCUCAUUUUUGUGAGAAAUAAUGGAGUCAUUUUUAAUGCCAAAUAAUGAGUCACAUAAGUCUAUUUUUAUUGUAAUAAAAAAUGCAACUUCUGCUUUUAUCUGAACAAAACGUAUUUUAGUAGGCAUAGCAUUUUGUGCUCUUGUAUUCAGCUGUGUAAAAAGCUGAAGGAAGUGUUCUACCCUUCUUGUUCAAGCUCUCCAGUUUCAAACAUAAUCUCUAAAGUGCUAGUUUGCUAAAGAGUUAAUGAGAGACUUCUAUCCCGAAGAAAUCAUUUGUAAGGAAGGAAAGUACUAUUGAAAAUACAUGUUUCUCUUUGGCAAGAGGUGAGGAAUGAAGGAUAUUUAAGUGAGAACAAAUGCUGGGAGACUUUGAGCGGCAUCAAAAGAUAUUCUGAAGGAGAUGCAUUUUUGUGUACUUUCAAAUACAUUUCUGAAUGCUUUCAA